Molecule: messenger RNA, 4418 nt
Organism: Leptopilina heterotoma
Lineage: Eukaryota; Metazoa; Arthropoda; Insecta; Hymenoptera; Figitidae
Product: endoplasmic reticulum aminopeptidase 2-like
Exons: 14
Coding region: 569-3493 (974 amino acids)
Biological process (GO): proteolysis; peptide catabolic process
Cellular component (GO): cytoplasm
Molecular function (GO): metalloaminopeptidase activity; zinc ion binding; peptide binding
Source: RefSeq, a predicted model, not a curated record
CGAGAAUUGGGGCUUUACGAGCUUUGGAUGCGUCGCCAUUUCUGCCUGACAUCACGGGUAUAACCCACGCUAUCCGAAAUGCCAAUAAAAUACAAAGACGCGUCGUGGCGCGCGGCCUCAUCAAGUUAUUGUUAAACAAUAUUACAAAUAAUAAUAAGUGUCGGCUCUUUUUUUUGAUUUCUCACACAUAUAUUAUAUAGUAUUCUUGGAAAAAUUUUAUUAGUCGUGAUUUCGGAAAAAGUGCCACUGUAUAUAGGUAUAUAUAUAUAUAUAUAUACACAUAUAAAUAUAUAUAUUUAGUUAAUAUUUCGUUCGCAUCGAGAGAAGUGGCGGAUUUUUAUUCACGCACGCAUUGCUCCGUCCUCGUGUAUGAAGGCAGGUUGAGAGAAAAAAAUAAAAAGGGAAUUUUGGAAAUUUGAUAUUUUUUGCUGUUUGUUGCUUCGCGUUCCCCUAAAUAUCGCGAAUUCUGGCUGAACAGAGAGAGCCCCUUAUUAAGAUCUCGUAUGCCUCGACAGACGGCGAGGUAAAGGGAUUCGUCUAUCGAAGACCGCCACCUAAUCGCUUCGCAAUGAGCGAACAGGAUGUCGAUGAUGUCGCCUUUCUAACAGGAGACAGUAACACAGGGUUGCACAAACGCAGCAUAUACGAACACAAUGGAGUCGCAGUUUGUUCACAAAAGAAAGCACUUUGUAUUGCCACCGUUGUUUUCGGCAUCCUCUUCGCCAUAUCACUCAUCAUUGCAUUCGCGGGACCACAGAAUGACUGCCCUUGUGCUGGAGAAAAGCCAGCGAAUCUGGAAAUCAACGAGGACGAGGAAGGAGGUGAACUGCUUGCAACGAACGGAGAGGUAUUUCCAUGGAAUAACGUAAGAUUACCUUCAUUUGCACAUCCAACUAGAUACAUCAUCACUAUCCAUCCAAACCUUACGACGCUGGAAGUCAAGGGGCAAGUCACGAUUGAGUUUUUCGUGGAUAAAGAGACCAAUUUUAUCGUCUUCCAUAGUAAAAAUUUGACAAUAAAUGAAAAGAUGGUCCAAGAUCGAAAAGGCCACAGAUUAAAAAUUGGAAAAUUGCUGGAGUACCCGAAGCAUCAGCAGGUUUAUUUGGAACUUGAAGAGAGUAAAUUUAGAAAGAAGGCAAAUUAUACAGUUCAUCUUAGAUUUGUCUCGAAAUUGAAAAAUGAACUCGAAGGAUUUUAUUUGAGCAGCUACGUUACUAGCGACGGAGAAAAAAGGUAUUUAGCGACAACACAUUUCGAGCCAACUUAUGCGCGUUCUGCGUUUCCAUGUUUCGAUGAACCACAAUUCAAGGCAAAGUUCAAAGUCUCAAUUUUCAGAGACAGAUUUCACAUAGCUUUGUGUAAUAUGCCAGUUAUGAAUACCGAGGACGCUGGAUUUUACAUGGGAACGGGCCUUCUUCGAGACGAUUUUCAAGAAUCUGUGGAAAUGUCAACGUAUCUGGUGGCUUUUGUCGUUUGCGAUUUCAAAAGAAUCUCCGAAUUGACCAAUAGAAAUGUCUCCGUCAGUGUUUAUGCAGCGGAAGCAAUGCUUCCACAGGCAAAAUAUGCCCUCAACAUUGCAGCGCGUACGAUGGACUAUUUCGAAUCAUUUUUCGGUGUUCACUAUCCACUGCCUAAGCAAGACUUGAUAGCAAUACCAGACUUUGCAGCGGGUGCAAUGGAGAAUUGGGGUCUCAUAACAUAUCGGGAGACAUCAAUUCUUUACGAUCCCGAAGAAACAUCGACAGUGGCACACGAGUGGGUGGCUGUAAUUGUUGCACACGAACUGGCGCAUCAGUGGUUCGGCAAUUUGGUGACAAUGAAAUGGUGGAAUGAUCUCUGGCUAAAUGAGGGCGCCGCCAGCUAUUUGGAGUAUAAAGGUGUUAAUCAUUUGUCACCCGAAUGGAGUAUGAUGGAUCAAUUUAUUUUGGAUAAAAUACAGCCGGCAUUGGAUUUGGAUGGUCUCGCGAGUAGUCACUCGAUAAGCGUCACCGUCAAGGAUCCCACUGAAAUUGAGGCAAUUUUCGAUACAAUAAGUUACAAUAAAGGUGCAUCGAUACUUUAUAUGCUGGAGAACUUUUUGAAUGAGGAGGUUUUGAAGAGUGGACUCAAUGAAUAUUUGAAUAAUUUCGCCUAUGGCAAUGCGGAUACUGGGGACUUUUGGAGUGUCUUCACUAAACAUUCGAAUCACACUUUUGAUGUGAAGACAAUAAUGGAGACAUGGACGCAGCAAACUGGCUUCCCCUUGAUCACUAUUUCCAGGGAGGGAAAUAUUAUCACAGCGAGUCAAAAACGUUUUUUGGUGUCUCCCCGCGAUAAUGACACUGCACUUCUCGAACCAAAAUCGCCAUUUAAUUAUAAAUGGUACGUUCCCCUGAGUUUCUACUCGGAUAAGGAUCCGACAAACAUCACCAACAUCUGGAUGAACAUGACAAAUGUGACCUUUGAGAUCGCGUCAGAAGUGGAAUAUAUAAAAUGCAAUGUGAAUCAGACGGGAUUCUAUCGGGUGACAUAUCCCGAAGAGAUGUGGACAUCGAUAAUAAAAACUUUGUUGGGCGAUCAUACGAAAUUCAGUCCUGCGGAUCGUGCCAAUUUAUUGGAUGAUGUUUUCACAUUGUGCGAGGCUGGCGAAUUGAAUGCAUCGGUACCAUUGGAAUUAUCGUUGUACUUGUUAAAUGAACGCGAUUACGUGCCUUGGGCAACGGCAUUGGGAUAUUUACAUUCGUGGAGGCAAAAAUUGAGUGAAAGUUCCGGUUAUAAAAAGUACAUUGCUUUCUUGAAGAAAUUACUUGGACCGGUGACGAAACAUGUCGGCUGGAAUGACGAGGGAUCACAUUUAACGAAAUUGCUACGAAUUGCUAUUCUACAGUUUGCAGUGGAACUUCAAUUGGAUGAAGUUAUUCAACCAGCGACGAGUUUGUUUGAAAAUUGGAUGUUUAGAGGGACACGAAUCAGUCCAAAUAUUCGGGAUGUUGUUUACGCUGCAGGCAUAAAAUUCGGAGGACAAGCCGAGUGGAAUUAUUGUUGGGAAACUUAUAAGAAGACACAAAUUCCUAGCGAGAAACGAGUCAUGCUUCGAGCACUGGGUUCAUCCAACGAUCCUUGGUUACUUCAAAGAUAUCUCUUGAAGAGUACCGAUCGGGAAAAAGUAAGAACACAAGACGUGGAAACAGUGGUCGCUUCAGUUGCAAAAAAUACUGAGGGAAAAUUUCUCGCCUGGAGACAUUUAAAGGCAUUUUGGCCACAAGUUCACUCAAUCUUUGGAAAUGGCUCUCUGUCGAUAGGAGGAUUAAUUCACAUUGUCACGUCCGAAUUUUUCACUCAAUAUGAUUACAAGGAGGUCUCCGAGUUCUUUAAAAACAAAGAUGUGGGAAGCGGUCAACGAAUGCUGGAACAAAGUUUGGAAAAAAUCAGAUUUAACAUUCAUUGGGUGAAGAAUAAUGCGGAAAUGAUUGAUGAGUGGCUUACGAAUUAUUUGAAAUCAAAGAAGAGUUAAAAUUCGGAUUUCAAAAAUGAAGGAGAAGAAGAAGAGGAAAUAAAAACCACAAGUGAAUUCUGACGAAUUCCAAAAAAACGACUUAAAAACUGAUAAAUUCAGUUGGAAGCCUCAGCAUCGUUUCUUCGACGUCACAGAAGGAUAUUCAGCUCUCAGGAAGAAAGAAAAAAAAACUACAAGUUGACCGUUCCAGCAGAAAAAAAAACAAAAAAAAAGGUUUGAAAUCUACAUAAAAAUACUUAAUAUUUUGAAAAUAAGUUCCCGAAAGUCACGAAAUACGGUAAAACAAAGAGAAAAGAAAAACAAAAACAAAUUCCUUCCAAAGAAAAUCGUUAAUUUACGGAAUUUGCGCUAUUUUCAAAUGACAAUUGAAUAUUGAGAGAGGGAGAGAAAGAGAAUGUGUGUGAAAGGAAUUUUUCUAAUUGAAAACAAAUGAGGGUUGUGAGAAAAAAAAACUAACUGGCAGAAAAAGGUUUUGUUAAUGUAAAUUUUUAUUCAUUUCGAUAUUCGAAAAUUUAAAUAUUGGAAAUUAUUCAAUUUUAUUUCUUAUUAGUUUACGCAGGAUUAUUCGAUUGUGAUAAUUACGAAGUUAAAGAAAAUAAAAAAGAAGAUCCAAGACAAAUAAUAAUGAUGAGAUAAGAUAGCGGGGAAAUCGUAAAAGUAAAAUGUAAGAUUAAGAAGUAAGGAAAGUAGGAUAAAAAUAGACUAGAUUAGAGACUGAUAAAAUAAGGUUGAUGAUUUUUAUAUAAGAAGAAAAAAUUUUGCGUGAUUUCCAAUCAGAAUAUCAGAGACGUGUUUAUUAUAUGCUUCCGUCUGAUUUAAAUUCUCUUAGAUUACUUAAAUAUUUCUUACUACUUUUUAAUGUAGUAUAAGAAAUUUAUUUAUUACUAUUAUUAUUUAUUAUUAUUACUAGAAUAACUAUACA